Letharia lupina is the source of this 801-nucleotide messenger RNA. RefSeq lists its product as uncharacterized. The record is from RefSeq and is a predicted model, not a curated record. The transcript has 2 exons. Lineage: Eukaryota; Fungi; Ascomycota; Lecanoromycetes; Lecanorales; Parmeliaceae. The coding region runs from base 1 to 801 and encodes 266 amino acids.
AUGAUGUAUGUGGCGACGUGGCGGAUGCAUCAUCGAAUUGAGCAGAGGGAGGGGAAGCUGAUGGUGCAGGGGGGUCAUUAUGUUCCGGAGACUUGGGGGAGGAAGUUCGGAGAGGUUGCAGGAGAGGAUGAGUGGGGGAUGGGUGAACCACAGCACCUACGCCACCACGACGCAAAUCCCAUCCCCCCCACUUUCGAGCCACUAUCCCUUUCGGAACUCCCAUCCGAGUACGCGACCUGGACGCAGCAAUUCGCCCCGACCCCCUUCGCCGCCGCCCUCGCCCGCACCAUCUCGCACGAAAUGCCCCCGCCCCCCACCAUCACCCUCACCCGGUGCCUAUGUCUGGGUAUCGGGAACUUCGCCCAAGGCGCCGUAUACCCCUUCGACGACGAAAGCGACCAGAGACGCUACCGGUCCCCGCACCAGCUCGUCUUCCUGGCAUUCCUGCCGACGGUUCUAGGCGAGAGACACCGGAUCCGCAAGCGCGAGGUGUACUUCCAAGAUCCGGACUUCGGCGCCGUGGAGGUAGAAUUCUUACAGCGACGUCUCGGCUACACCGUCUUGUCCGAUCCGGGCGCGUAUGCCAAGAUGACGCCGUCGACGUUGUUGUUCGCGCCUUGCGUUCCGCACUGGGUGCGGGCGGGGGCGUUGGAGGUGGCGUUGCCGGCGUUGUAUGUGAGUGUUGAUGUCGGGAGGGAUCUUGAGAGGAUGGGGCCGGGGUAUGAGUGUUCGUUGACGAGGGUGCCGUGCCGGGUGGGGAAGGGGAUGUUUGGGAGGAGUGGAUUAAUGUGUGUAGUAUGA